AUUCCUGGGCGCCUGGUCACUUCCCCUGCGCUGGCGGUCCCGACAGCUUUCCGAGCGAACUCACUGAGCAACGUGGCCAGGCUAUGACCCCAGGGGUACUGCUGCUCCUGCUGCUGGGGGCUCUGGGGACGCCGCUCAUCCCAGGUGUCCGCGGCUCAGAGGCGGAGGGCCGACUCCGCGAGAAACUUUUCUCCGGCUAUGAUAGCUCCGUACGGCCGGCGCGGGAGCUGGGAGACCGAGUCGGGGUCAGCAUUGGUCUCAGCUUGGCGCAACUCAUCAGCCUGAACGAGAAGGAUGAAGAGAUGAGCACAAAGGUGUACUUAGACCUGGAGUGGACUGACUACAGACUGAGUUGGGACCCUGCGGAGUACGACGGCAUCGAUUUGCUCCGCAUCACGGCAGAGUCUGUGUGGCUACCUGACGUGGUGCUGCUGAACAACAAUGACGGAAAUUUUGAUGUCGCUCUGUACAUCAACGUCGUGGUGUCCUCCGACGGCUCUGUUCGCUGGCAACCCCCAGGCAUCUAUCGCAGCAGCUGCAGCAUCCAGGUCACCUACUUCCCCUUUGACUGGCAGAACUGCACUAUGGUGUUCAGUUCCUACAGCUAUGACAGCUCUGAGAUCAGCCUGCAGACAGGCCUAGGUCCUGAUGGGCAAGAGCAGCAGGAAAUUCACAUUCAUGAAGGGACCUUCAUUGAGAAUGGCCAAUGGGAGAUUAUCCACAAACCCUCUCGGCUUAUCCAGCCUCCAGGGGAUCCUAGGGGAGGAAGGGAAGGACAGCAUCAAGAAGUCACUUUCUACCUCAUCAUCCGCCGGAAGCCUCUCUUCUACCUGGUCAACGUCAUUGCCCCAUGCAUCCUCAUCACUCUCCUGGCCAUUUUUGUCUUCUACCUGCCACCAGAUGCAGGAGAGAAGAUGGGGCUCUCAAUCUUUGCCCUGCUGACCCUUACUGUGUUCCUCCUGCUGCUGGCAGACAAAGUGCCUGAGACCUCCCUGGCGGUCCCCAUUAUUAUCAAGUACCUUAUGUUUACCAUGGUCCUCGUCACUUUUUCCGUCAUCCUCAGUGUUGUGGUUCUCAACCUGCACCAUCGCUCACCCCACACCCACCAAAUGCCCUUUUGGGUCCGUCUGAUCUUCAUUCACAAACUCCCUCUGUACCUGGGUCUGAAGAGGCCCAAACCUGAAAAAGAUCAGAUGCCAGAGCCCCUUCACUCUUCUACUCCAGGAAGUGGCUGGGGCCGGGGAACAGAUGAAUAUUUCAUCCGGAAGCCGCCGAGUGAUUUUCUCUUCCCCAAACCCAACAGGUUUCAGCCUGAACUGUCUGCCCCGGACCUGCGGCGAUUUAUCGAUGGUCCACACCGGGCCGUGGGGCUGCCGCCUGAGCUGCGGGAGGUCGUUUCCUCUAUUAGCUACAUCGCUCGACAGCUGCAGGAACAGGAGGACCACGAUGCGCUGAAGGAGGACUGGCAGUUUGUGGCCAUGGUAGUGGACCGCCUCUUCUUGUGGACCUUCAUCAUCUUCACAAGCGUUGGGACCCUGGUCAUCUUCCUGGACGCCACGUACCACUUGCCCCCUCCCGACCCUUUUCCUUGAGGUCUCCAGGGCAGAGACCUGGGCCUGGGGCGGUUGGCCUGAGAGUUUUGCGGUACCGUCAAGCCCUGUCCUGCUCUGCCUCUGAACUCCUUCACUAGGAAUCCAGCCCUCUUAUUUUGUUUCUGGGCAGGAAGCUGAAGUUGGACUGGGGGCUGGGCUAACGGGUGCCUUGAACCCACCCGAAAUGCACUAUCAGCUUCUUUUUUCCUUGGGUUCCUGAAGAAGCUUCUUUGGGUAUCAACAUCUAAGGUCCCCAAUGAAAUAGAAAAAAGAACAAGAACUAGAUUGUGAGCACUAUGAAGGUAGGAAAUGUGUCUUGUUCACUAUAUAUUCCCAGCACCUUGCACAGGUCCUGACCUAUAUUAAGUGCUUAACAUUUGUUGAAUAAAUAAGGAAAAAAUUUCUAGAACGAAAUACACCAAUUAAUAGUG
Molecule: messenger RNA, 2023 nt
Organism: Microcebus murinus (gray mouse lemur)
Lineage: Eukaryota; Metazoa; Chordata; Mammalia; Primates; Cheirogaleidae
Gene: CHRNB1
Product: cholinergic receptor nicotinic beta 1 subunit
Biological process (GO): monoatomic ion transmembrane transport
Cellular component (GO): postsynaptic membrane
Molecular function (GO): acetylcholine-gated monoatomic cation-selective channel activity; transmembrane signaling receptor activity
Source: RefSeq, a predicted model, not a curated record